Molecule: messenger RNA, 573 nt
Organism: Dibothriocephalus latus
Lineage: Eukaryota; Metazoa; Platyhelminthes; Cestoda; Diphyllobothriidea; Diphyllobothriidae
Source: the annotation of a GenBank genome assembly
AUGCGGCAGGUGAACCAGGCGCGGGUGGCUUUGCUGCAGCAACAUCAGAGUCAGUUUGAAAAUGGGGGCACGCCGGGCAUGCAACAGAAUAGCACUUCGCCUGCGGCACCUGUGGCGCCUUCUACGGCGGCCAGCAGCCUUGUCGGUCCCAUGGUCGUGCAUUGUUCGGCGGGCGUCGGACGAACAGGUGCCUUCAUCGCUAUAGACGCGCAACUGGAACGCAUGAAACACGAGAACUCCGUGGACAUCUUCGGCACUGUGAGCCGUAUGCGCACCCAACGCAACUUUAUGGUGCAGACGGAGCAGCAGUACGCCUUCCUCUACGAGGUCCUUGUCGAGGCAGCACGGGUCAGCGGCGCUGAGGUCACCGUGCACAGCCUCUACAACUACGUCCUGAAGCUGCGCCAACCCGCACCGACUGCCCUGCUGAGCCAGUACUUUGGCGAGAUGGGUAAUGGUGGCGUGAAGGCGAAUUACGGUGCCCCUCAACCACCCUCCGCCUCCGUCACCUCGAUGGACAUUGAAUUCCAGGUUAGAGGACACAAUGCGUAUUUUGGAAAGAAAUGUAGUUGA